This is a messenger RNA of Hydractinia symbiolongicarpus, 1409 nucleotides long. RefSeq names its product EEF1A lysine methyltransferase 4-like. The transcript has 2 exons. The coding region runs from base 447 to 1196 and encodes 249 amino acids. Lineage: Eukaryota; Metazoa; Cnidaria; Hydrozoa; Anthoathecata; Hydractiniidae. The record is from RefSeq and is a predicted model, not a curated record.
AUUUGUUCAGGCGUUAUAAGGAUUAUAAAUUAAGUCUCUUUUUAAUUUAUGUAGAGUUUUAUUUUAAGUUGUACAUAUGCAUCUUUCGAUAUUUAUUUUUCAAAGCGUUUUUCUAUGCAUAUGGCGGACGAAAAUUCGCAAUGAAUGUCUUGUCAAAGGUUCGUACGAAAAUAGAAAUAAAUUUCGUCGAUGUAUUUUCUUCUAAUUUAAAUUUUCGUACUUUUGAAGUGCGAUUUAGGAUUAUUUCAUUUUGUAAAAUGUCUUCUGAAAAAAAAAAGUAAAAUAAAUAUUGAUGUACAAAUUAUAAAUUCCAAUGUUUUAUUUUUGAAAAAAAAGUUAAGUCAACCCUGGGUAUAAGAAUGGAUAUAAUGAGUACAAUUUAAUCUUUCUUGUAAAUAUACAUUUUUAUCUCUUCUUUGCCUUGUUUGCCUAGAUUUAGAUUUAUUAUGUCUCUACCAAUAUCAAAUAAACGUUACAAAGACACAGAGUACUGGGACGAGCGAUACACGACAGAAGAUGAAUACGAGUGGUUGAAAAGCUAUUCUUCCUUCCGCCAUCUUGUUUGUAAACACGUGACUCAAGAAGACAAUAUUUUGAUGGUUGGGUGCGGAAACAGCACACUGGGAGUGGAUAUGUAUAAAGAUGGAUAUAAAAAUAUUAUCAACACUGAUAUUUCAACCGUUUGCAUCGAGAACCAAAUCAAAAAAUACCACAAGAACUUUCCAGAAUUAAAAUGGUUGGUAGCCGACAUGACCAAUAUGACGUGCUUUAAAGACGACACGUUCGACGUCGUUAUCGAGAAAGCGACUAUAGACGCGUUGCUAGUAGCAGAAAAAUCGCGCUGGACAGUAUCUGAUGAAACGGACGUGUUAAUUCGUGACACUUUACACGAAAUCAGUCGUGUUUUGAAGGUCGGGGGACGUUUCAUUUCGAUCACAUUUGAUCAGCCUCACUUUCGAAUUCCGUUGCUAGCAAAAUCAGCGUUUAAUUGGAGUGUGAAUUUUGAAACAUUUCGCGAAGAAGAAUCGUUCCAUUUUUACUUUUUUUACAUGAUAAAAGGUGCACCAUUAAACGAAGAUUUCAUCAAAAGAAAUACGAUUCAGGAUAACGUUCAAACUAUAGUUUUCUCCCAUGACGACGUCGAAAGUAGCGACAAUGACGAAGACACUUUCUUCACAAAGUUUAACGUCGAAUAGAAAUUGUCCAUUUUACCGACGAAAUGUCGACGUAAAGUUAUCCGACUAAAACAUGGAAGCAACAGCGCCGACUUGUUGAAUCUUAAUUUAAGCUUCAGCUUUCACAUGUUAGAUUCUGCGCAUUGCGCAAAAGGCGCAUGCGCAAAAAGUAAUACCAACAGAGAUGAAAAGAAAUUGUAUUUAUUUUUAUUUUAGAUAUUUUUAUAAUUUUAA